AUGGCAAAGAGCGAUAUGACGCAACUAAAUGGCUCUGGGCCAUCAACUUUUGAGUCAGCCAACAAAGAUCUAGAUUAUGAUGUUCUCAUUGUGGGUGGUGGGCUUAGUGGUAUAUUUUCGCUUUAUCGAGUGAGAGAAUUGGGUUUGAGAGUUAAAGUACUCGAGGCUGGCUCUGCAGAGGGUGGAACAUGGUUUUGGAAUCGUUACCCUGGUGCUCGUUUUGACUCUGAGAGCUAUUCUUAUAUCUUCUCAUUCUCUCAAGAGGUCCUUGAUGAAUGGGACUGGACCGAGCACUUCUCACCACAAACGGAAACCUUGCGAUAUAUCCAGUACCUCACCAAGAAAUUCGACCUCAAAAAGGAUAUGCAAUUUGACACCCGCAUCAAGUCUGCACAUUUCCAGCAAAGCUCCAACUCAUGGCUAUUAACAGAUGUAAACGGCAGCACCUAUACUUGCCGAUAUUUGAUCACGGCGAUGGGUAUUUUGAAUGAACCCACUCUCCCUGACAUACCUGGUGUAAAAGACUAUAAAGGCGAAGCGUGGCAUACAGCUCGCUGGCCUGGUGAAGGCUCCAGUCUCGAGGGCAAGCGUGUCGCAAUUAUUGGCACCGGCGCAACUGCUAUUCAGACGAUACAAGAGAUUGUAAAGACUGUGGGAUCUCUUACCGUUUUUCAACGCACACCCAACUGGACUGCUCCUCUGAGAAACACGAAAAUCAGCCCCGAGGAGAUGAAAGACAUACGGCAACGGUAUCCUGAAAUAUUCCGGCAAUGCCUUGAUUCCUACUCGUGCUUCAUCCAUGUCGGUGACACAAAAAGUGUCUUUGAUAUGGGAGAAGAGGAGCGAAUUAAGCAUUGGGAAGAGCUUUAUGCACUUCCUGGGUUUGCCAAGGUGCUGGGCGUCUCCGGUGACAUCUAUACCAAUAGAGAGGCCAAUAAACUGUACAGCGACUUCAUGGCGAACAAGAUACGUCAGCGCGUCAACGACCCAAAGAUUGCCGAAAAGCUGAUUCCCAAAAACCACGGUUUUGGAACUCGUAGAGUACCCUUAGAGAGCGGAUACUACGAAGCUUUCAACCGGCCGAACGUUCGAUUGGUGGAUUUGACCGAAGACCCGAUCGACAGAAUCACGGAUAAGGGCAUCAAAACUCAUCAAGAAGACUUUGAGUUUGAUGCCAUUAUUUACGCAACCGGAUUUGACGCCAUCACGGGCUCGUUCCGAGCAGUAGACUUCCAGGGCAUUGGCGGGACCCAGCUUCAUGAUGUUUGGAGCGAGGGUAUUCAGACUUUCCUUGGCCUCACAGUCAAGGGAUUUCCGAACAUGUUUAUGAUUAUGGGUCCACAUCAGAUGUUUGGCAACAUUCCUCGGAGUAUUGAGUAUGCCGUGGAAUGGGUCGCAGACUUCAUUCGAUAUGCCCGUGACAACAACAUCACAUCUGUUGAAGCCACAGAUGAUGGGAUGCGUAUGUGGACAGAACAUGUUUGGAAAUGUGGUGAAGGGCUACUAGCCAACGAGGUGGAUUCUUGGAUGACAGGUGUGAACAAGAAUCUUGCACACAAACAAAAACGGUCCAUGACACGAUAUAAUGGACCGGCACCAGGGUACAGGAGGAGAUGCGAUGAGGUGAAAGCCAGAAAGUACUCUGAUUUCAUUUUGGCCUAG
Messenger RNA from Colletotrichum truncatum, 1662 nucleotides. Its product is annotated as phenylacetone monooxygenase. The record is from RefSeq and is a predicted model, not a curated record. Lineage: Eukaryota; Fungi; Ascomycota; Sordariomycetes; Glomerellales; Glomerellaceae.